UUCAGAGGGCUAAAAGGCCGUGUUUGUGUUGUAUGGCUCUCUGCUAUGGCUUCUCUCUGCUGGCUGUCGUGUCGGUAUCUGCGCCGGUUCGCCUCUCCGCUGGCCCAGGCUGUCCGGCGGCCCGGACCCGCGCGCGCUGAGCGCCUCCUGCAGCGCGAGACCCGCCGCGCGAUCGCGGACAAGAGCGCGUGGAGCCGAACCAGGACUGAGCAGCAGCUGGCAGAGCUGGACAAGGCGGACGCGCUGAUGCUGAGGAAGUCUCACGAAACAGGGUUCUUGUCAUGGUUCCGAAAUGGUUUACUGGCUACCGGGAUUGGCGUCAUUGCAUUUGUACAGAGUGAUGCGGGAAGAGAAGCAGGAUAUGCCUUUUUUAUCCUUGGUGGAGUGUGUGUGUCGUUCGGGGGCGCAUCCUAUGUGGGCAGUUUGCUGACCCUGAGGAGAAUCAUGCUUCUCUCUCUGCCGUCUGUGCUGCUCCACACUGCUGUGGUGUCCAGUGUCGCCCUCUUCUGGCUGUGCGCGGUGUCGCUGUACAUCGGCCGCCUCGAAGUGGAGAUUAUCCGUGACGAGGAUGAGGAAGAGGAGGGUGGCGAUGAAGGUGGAGAGUGUGCGGAGUGUAGGGCUCGACGAGAUCGACACCAUGCAAGCGAUAGAGGCCAGGAGAAGUAAUGGAGUGGGAAAACUCCUGCGCUGUUUGAGAACUGGUCCAGGACCAGUUCUCUGUAUUUACAUUCUAUCCAUAAAUAUAAACUCAAAACUGAUCUCAGAUCAAUGAAAAGAUAACUUCAAAGGCAAUCGAGAGUAUCAUUAUGCUGACUGAUGUUAAAUAAGAGAACCUAGGCGGUUUGUGAUCCUGUACAAUGGUCUGUGUCCUCUUGGGUGCGUGAGGAUCAAGGCCAUAAAUAAUGAUCUUUCCUUUACAACAUAGCUGAAUUAGUGUGUAUGUGUGGGUGUGUAUAAAAGAUGACAAGCUAUUUUAAAUCUAGAUUGAACACUUGAAAUUUCUACUUAAAGGGAUAUUCCAUUAUCUUGUUGUUCAAGUUUCUAACUCUUUGUAGUUUACCUCCAUUAUCAUGGCUGAAUAGGAGCUGUCUUUGGUUUCCAGCAGGUGCAGAAGGAGAGCCUGUUUCUUUAUAGUGGUCAACUUGAUAUCAUGAAAUCACUGAAGUGAAAUUAGUGUUAAAGUCUCUAAUUUCAGGUCAGUGACAGAGUUUUGUUAGUCUGUUUGAGUUGCACUGGUUGUCAAAUCCAUUGGGAUCAGUUUCUGUAUAAUAGCCUUCUAGGGUGGCACAAUAUGGACAAAAUAUAAUAUUGUGAUUAUCUUACUACAUAUUGCAGUUGCAAUAGGACUUAUUGCAAUAACAAUAUAUUUAAAACAAGUCAACCUAUAUUAGUUUGAUUGUAAUUUUCCCCUUUGUUGGGUCAUGUGAACAUGCUCACAGCACACUAUAACAUUUUUGUGAUGUAUUAAAUGGGAAUUUCACAGAUAUUAAAAAAAAUCUGUAUAAUUCAAUCAUUGGGAUGUAAACAAAGUCAUUCAGUGUUUUGAUAUGAAAUGGCUCGUUGUAGAGAAACAUUCUGUUGAUAAUGGUAAAGUAGCAGUAAAUCUGAAAAAUAAUAGUAAUCGUUGAGCACUUUUUUCUUCACGCAUCCCUGUAUAUAUUAAAAAAGUAUGAUUUUGAUUUCAAAUUUAAGUGUUCACAAAACUGUUAUAAAACAAUGUCUCAGGCAGCAGGAAACCUAUUCUUAACCAUUUUGUUUAACAAGUUUGUGAGGUAGCUUUUAGGGACAUUAAGCACUUCAGGCAGCUGGUUCCUAUCAACAAUUAUAAGAACGUUUGGUUUCCUUCUAAAACGUGUUACAGAUCACUUUUGAGAUAUUUUGUUACACAUACAAUGAAUAUCAAAGCUAUUUUAUGAUUAAUACCACUUUUUAUUCUAGAAAUAAAAAUGGUUUUUCAUUAGACAUUGUACUUAUAUCCGAAAGUGUUACAAGUUGAUAAUCGUUUUGGAAUAAAAAGCUUAAAUUUCGACUCUAUUUCUUUACAGUGGCACAUUUCACAUCAAACCGUUCUGAAUGACUUUGGUUACAUAAAAUUAAAAAUGGACUUUUUUCAAUUUUGAAAAAUCUGUGCAAUUCUCCUUUAAAGGCUUGAUUUUUCCGAAUUACAGCCUUUUACGAUUUCACUAUUGCAAACGCUAAUUGCUGUAAAACUUUCAGUAUAUUGUGAAGCCCUAUGACCUUUAUGAAACUAGACCCUUCUUCUUCAAACUUACAAGAAUUUUAAUUUGCUUAACCUGCUGAAUUAGACACAUUGACUAUGAAAGAGCUUUCUGUGGAAAAUAAAAGUAGAAAUAAUGGGAUAUCCCUUUAAAUGUCUCUUACUUCUGCCAGUAUGCUAUAAUUGAGGCUGGCUGCUGGUCCAUUAGAAGCUUGAAGUUCUUCAGCCUAAUUUAUUAAGUUGUGCAGCGUCCUAUAAUCUAGUGUUCUGGCUCCCGGCCUAGCAGACUGACUUGCGAAUCAAGCUAUUCAGUUAAUUUUUCCACAUCGUCUGGAGCCCCAGCUGGUUGCAUCCUGAAUGCACAUACAUGCUUAAGUCUGUACAACCUUAUACAACCUUAUUCAUUCAUGCUAGAUGUCAUGGAGAGUAAUGUACUAUGUUUCAAUCCAAGGCUUUCUCUUGGUGUUUUGGAAAUGUUUACCUUUUUGUUCUGUCUAUUUUUCUUUUGCCUGAAAUGCAGUCGUGUCUUAUGAAGCACACAAACAUCAUAGUGCAGUGAGGGAAUGUCUGGUCAGAUAUGUUUUAGGGAUGAUGAGUGGUAAUAGCAUUGAUAUACUUUGGGUUUAAUGCUAUUGCUUUAAAUACAUAGUGAUAUUAUUAUGAUCAUUUAAUUCAGGUUUUACUUUUUGGCCAUUUUCAGGUGACAAACUGAAAUUAAGUUUAUGUUUCACCAAAAUAUUUAUAAACUGAUUUUCAACCUGCAAAUAGAAUUUAUCUCCUGAAUGAACCCUUUAUUGAAGGAGUGUCCCAGGCUAAAAAAAAAAAAAGCACUGUCUUAAUAAGAGUGGGCUAAGUGUACCAAUAUUUUACUCGUAUGCUAGCACUUUUUUUGUAGUAAACUUAUGAGGAAACCAAAAACGUAUUUAAAAGUGAUUACAUUUUUUUCUCCACAGCUUUGUUAAUUUCAUUUUAGAACAGUAGUUUUUCCCUUUUUCCUGAUGACGUUAACUGCAGUGUAUAGAGUGGGUGCAUUCUCUGUGUAUAUCAAAUCUGUGUAUAAGCACGUAUGUGCUUCCUCUGAUGGAGUGCCUGAAAGGUGUAUGUUUUGCCAGAGUUUUUGUUAUUCAGUGCACAUUGCACAGGCCACUCAGAAUCAGAGCAAUGCUGAGCUGUUUGCAACCGUGUUUUUCCUUUCGCUGCUCACUGUUGAUGCUGUAUGUACCCUGUUGUUCAGCAAACUAAACAUCAAUAAUCCGUUCAACAGGUCUUUCAUCGAUUUGGGUCGAAACUGAAAUGGUGGGACACAAUUCUAUACAAAUUGACAUUUGAAUUCGUCCACAUGUGUGCUUUCGAUUGCCCUUCGCCGGCAUCAAGCCCACAUCAGCUUACUGAGAUAAAAAAUCCUCUAAAGCCUAAACUGCACUGGGUAAAACGAUUCAGUGCUCUGUGUAGGCACUGGUUCUUUUCUAGAUAAAGAGGAAUUGCACCAAUGUGUCCUACAUUUAUGUAUUAUUCAGUUAUUAACACAAGUCAUUUAGAGUGGUUUGAUGUAAAAUGGGCCAUUCUAGAGAAACCUACUAAUUCAGAAACUUACUCACCACAGUGGUGGUGAUGGCAACCAGACGUUUAAAGAAUUUAAUGCCUCUGAAAGCUAACUAGCAGAAAGCUGUUAAAUAUUUACAGGUAUGUUGACUGAUGCCUCAGACAUUGUUUUAUGAUAGUUGUUAUGAUAAAAUGUAUAAAAAUCAUUCCUGUAGGAGCAAUACAUGUAAGGUGGUAAGUUGUAAGUACUCCUCAAAUUAUAAGUUCACCACAAUUUUACUAUUAUCAGCAUUUAUAUAUAAAAAUUCAGAGGACGUCUGUAGGUUCAUUGGCUAUUUUGGACAGUUAAUAAAAUGGCUACAUUUGUGUUGUAGACAUUGUGACCCCUGGUUCCUAUCACCACCACUGUCUGAGUCAGCAGUCUGAGUCAGUAAGUUUCUCUUCAAUUAACCAUUUCACAUCCAAUCACUCUGAAUGACUUCGUCUACAUCUCAUCGAUUAAAUCAUGCAGAAAUUGUAAAUCAGUGGAAUUCUCUUUAAACAUCUAACUCCAAUUAGAUGUUUCUGAAUUCUUUAUACCGUUCACAGAACUGUGUUUCUAAGUCUAGUCCUGGUCUAAAAAUGAUGUAUUUCGAAUGGGGAUUGAUAGUGUAAGUUAAAGAAAGACGUUAUUUUUUUUUUCUGAGGCCGCUAGGUUGGUGGUGCACAUUUCUCAAAGUUAAAGAAACAUGAUGUAGAAAGACUGUUUUGAUUGUGCAGGUAGUUUAAUCAACUGUACAUAUAUGAGGUUUUUCAAAUGUGUCAAGAUCUAUUGAUUUCAUCUGUCAUUUAUUCUGUUGUUUCAUCUCAAAAGGGCUGCCUAUUUAUUUAUUUUUUUAUGUUUUUAUCAUCUGUAGGAAAUGACUGCUUGUCACAGAGACCUUAGAUGAAACGCUGAAUAUAAUUUAUAGGCUGGUUUAGAUCUUGUAAAUCCUCAAACCUAAUUAGUCUAGGUUUUGUAAAUCUGUAAGCAUAUCAUGUUUUAGAGGAGAGGUGGAACAAGAAAUGUAUCUUUGCCUUGAGAAACUUCCAUACAGCCUGGAAAACUUUGUCAUCAGUCAGGGGUGCUGUGUGUGACUUUUGUGAAGGAGUGUGGGAGAAUGUGAAAAAAUGGAAAAUGGAAAUUGCUUGUCUGUGCUUUUUUUCUUUCUUUAAAUUAAUGGCCACAUGACAUUCAUUGUAUGUUUGUUUUUUUUUAAAGCGUUUGUGCUGUUAUCAUCAUGGGAUUGUAGACUGUUGAUGCAUGACCUUCAGUGCUAUUUACUGUACAUAAUGAGGCUAUGAAUAUGUACAUAAACAGGACAUUAGAGCCAGUGGCGCAAG
Molecule: messenger RNA, 5122 nt
Organism: Colossoma macropomum (tambaqui)
Lineage: Eukaryota; Metazoa; Chordata; Actinopteri; Characiformes; Serrasalmidae
Gene: tmem160
Product: transmembrane protein 160
Exons: 4
Coding region: 46-666 (206 amino acids)
Source: RefSeq, a predicted model, not a curated record